Brettanomyces bruxellensis is the source of this 426-nucleotide messenger RNA. RefSeq lists its product as uncharacterized. Gene Ontology annotation, molecular function: catalytic activity. Lineage: Eukaryota; Fungi; Ascomycota; Pichiomycetes; Pichiales; Pichiaceae. The record is from RefSeq and is a predicted model, not a curated record. Gene Ontology annotation, biological process: DNA repair. The transcript has a single exon. Bases 1 to 426 code for a protein of 141 amino acids.
AUGCCCAAACAUCCGUCAGAAGAACAACUUGCUUUCCACUAUGCAGUCUAUGCUAAAGUGUGCGAAAUUCCGUAUGGGCACGUGACAUCAUAUGGAUGCAUUGCAAAGCUAAUAGACUGUCCGGAAAGGCCACGACAAGUGGGAAUGUCAUUAAAAUAUAGAGACAAAUAUCUUCCGUAUCUAACAAAUGAUGAACAGAUGCCACUUUUCAAAGAAGAAAUACCCUGGUGGAGAGUCAUCAAUUCACAGGGUAUUAUUUCAAAACGAGAAACGGUCCAGGCCGAAAAGAGGCAAGUGGAACGACUCCGGUCCGAAAAUGUAGACGUUGAAGAACGUGAUUGGACGGCGGCUUCCACUCCACCAUCGUCGUGGACGAAAUAUCAUGUAGAUUUUGCAAAGUACGGCUGGUUUCCCGAAGAACACUAA